GUUAAGAAAGCGUUUCGGCAGAAGGCCCUGACUUGUCACCCGGAUAAGAACCCAGACAAUCCCAGAGCAGCGGAAGUCUUCCACCAGCUGUCGCAGGCCUUAGCCGUGUUAACAGAUGCAGCAGCGAGGGUGGCAUAUGACAGAGUGAGAAAAGCGAGGAAGCAAGCAGCAGAAAGGACACACAAACUCGACGAGAAGCGAAAGAAAGUAAAGCUUGAUCUUGAAGCCAGAGAACGAGAAGCCCAGACCCGUGAGGGUGAAGAGGAGGACAUCAGGAUAACAAGAUCAUUAGAACAAGAAAUUAUACGCCUGCGUGAAGAAGGCUCCCGUCAGCUUGAGGAGCAGCAGAGACUCAUUCAAGAACAGAUCCGGCUUGAAAGAGAGCAGCACAUCCGAGGCAAGCAAACAAGGAAUGGAGCAGAAGGCAGAAUAACUCCCAAACUCAAACUAAAAUGGAAAUGCGCGCAGGAAGAUGAGACGAGGGGGGGAUACUCGAAGGACGUUCUGUUGCGGAUCCUGCAAAAGUAUGGCGAUGUGCUCAAUUUGUUGAUCUCCAGUAGGAAGACUGGGAGUGCAGUGGUGGAAUUUGCUACGGUUAAGGCGGCUGAGAUGGCUGUGAAGAACGAAGUUGGCCUGAUAAAUAAUCCUCUAAAGAUUUCCUGGCUGGAGGGCCAGCCCCGGAUCAAUCCCAGCACUGUCCUUCCUGGCAGCAGUAGCCAGCCUAGCACUUCACAGGCAUCGGUGGUAUCGGAACGGGAUUAUGAGAGCCUGGUGAUGAUGCGGAUGCGCCAGGCAGCGGAGAGGCAGCAGCUUAUUGAACAGCUCAAGUGGGAAGAUGAGGAGGAGUCUCACACAUAGCCCGAGCGAGUAUGGGUUCCCCCCACCCCGUCAUUCUUCAUUUCCAAAGCUGUUUCUUAAUUUAAGUCAAUAAACCUCCUUUUUU
This is a messenger RNA of Eurypyga helias (sunbittern), 943 nucleotides long. It is a transcript of the gene DNAJC17, whose product is annotated as DnaJ (Hsp40) homolog, subfamily C, member 17. Gene Ontology annotation, cellular component: spliceosomal complex. Gene Ontology annotation, molecular function: RNA binding. The annotation marks the transcript as partial. The record is from RefSeq and is a predicted model, not a curated record. The transcript has 10 exons. Gene Ontology annotation, biological process: spliceosomal complex disassembly. NCBI's taxonomy places the organism in Eukaryota, Metazoa, Chordata, Aves, Eurypygiformes, Eurypygidae.